Molecule: messenger RNA, 938 nt
Organism: Nelumbo nucifera (sacred lotus)
Lineage: Eukaryota; Viridiplantae; Streptophyta; Magnoliopsida; Proteales; Nelumbonaceae
Source: RefSeq, a predicted model, not a curated record
GAAAAUAAAAGGACAAGAGAAGGAAGGAGAAAUUGUAGAGAAGUCGCAGGACCCAACGCCCGUUUCUCUGCAAUUGCAGAGACGAUUGACGCAGGAGAGGAACCCAGGGUGGAGAGAGAGAGAGAGGAUCAAACCUCUCGGUACAUCGGACAUAAAUUAUAAUCGUUCUGAGCGUGAAAGACACAGUGCACAUUAAUGGAUCAGAUCUUCAACAAGGUGGGAACCUACUGGUUCACAAACAAAGCCAACAAGGAAAUCAAUUCCGUCGGCCAGGAUCUCAAUUCAUUGUCAAACAGUAUUGAAGGGGGAGCCAAAUGGUUGGUUAAUAAAAUAAAAGGGAAAAUGCAAAAGCCAUUGCCAGAGCUGUUGCAGGAGUAUGACAUGGCAGUAGGCAUCUUCCCUCGUGAUGCUACAAACUAUGAGUUUAAUGAAGAGACAGGGAAGUUAACUGUAUUCAUACCAUCUAUCUGUGAAGUUGGGUACAAAGACUCAUCCGUCUUGCGUUUUGCCACAACCGUGACUGGGUACCUGGAAAAAGGAAAACUAUCUGAUGUUGAAGGAAUUAAGACAAAGGUGGUGAUCUGGGUGAAAGUGACCAGCAUUUCUACCGAUGGAUCAAAGAUCCAUUUCACAGCAGGAAUGAAGAAAUCCAGGAGUAGAGAGGCGUAUGAGGUCCUUCGGGAUGGUGUAAUUGUAGACAAGUUUUAACUGUAUCCGAAUGGGAAUGUGUGCGAAUCAUACCCUUUCUGAAUCCUCUAUCCCUCUCCUGUUAAAAGGGCAUUGAUGGUCAUAUGCCGAAUCUUUAGAGUGACCUCAUUUGUUAGAAACGUCUCUGCUUGUAUGGACUAUAAACCUUGGCCGUCUUUUGUAAUGGAACUCAAGUUGUAGUUUCUGCAAUACCAUUUACAAGUUAUAAUCUAUAAAUUCCAACUUUGCUA